Messenger RNA from Megalobrama amblycephala (Wuchang bream), 3504 nucleotides. RefSeq lists its product as uncharacterized. The transcript has 2 exons. Bases 1 to 1170 code for a protein of 389 amino acids. Lineage: Eukaryota; Metazoa; Chordata; Actinopteri; Cypriniformes; Xenocyprididae. The record is from RefSeq and is a predicted model, not a curated record.
AUGGUAUAUUACUGGGCAGCAAAUCUUCAAAAAGUCAAUUGUGGGUAUAAUUUCCCAUUGACAGAUUGGUGUAAGGCAGAAGCAUACUCUUGUACUUCUAUAUCACUUCCUGCCUUACUAACAAUGAAAUUACCCUUUUCCCCUGUUCAGUAUACCUCAAACCCAGUUGUAAGUUCAACGUUAAAAAUAUGGUCUCAAUUUAGACAGACAUACAAACUUAAGGAUUUCUCCAUGUUAAGCCCUCUCAGUAACAACCCUCUAUUCCCCGCUGGUCAAAUGGACCACACAUAUGUGCAAUGGCAGAGUACUGGGUUAGCUAAAUGUAGUGAUUUUUACAUAGAUAACAUUUUCUCUAGUUUUAAUGACCUUCGACAGAAAUUUCAGUUGACACAGUCUGAUCUGUUCCGAUAUUUCCAAGUCCGACAUUUUAUUCAAUCUCAAAGCUCCACCUUUCCUAACUUACCCCCUACCUCACUGAUGGAUAAAAUUUUACAGAAUCCUGUGACCCCCCAAGGUCAAAUUUCUGCUUUAUACAAUAUGAUUCUGCUUGCAAGAAAUAAUCCAAUUGAAAAAAUUAAAGAAAAGUGGACCAAAGAUAUAGGCUCUGUAAUAAUUGAUGAAAUAUGGGAUGAUGCUCUAAAAAGAGUAAAUGGAUCCACUUCCUUUACACGUCUUAGUUUAAUACAAUUCAAGGUCCUUCACUGCAUAUAUUACACUAAAUCUAAACUGUCAAAAAUAUAUUCAAAUGUUGAAGAUAGUUGUGAUCGAUGCAAAAGUGAUAAAGCUGACAUUAUUCAUAUGUUUUGGUCCUGCCAAAAGCUGAAUAACUAUUGGGCACUUGUCUUCAAGUUAAAGGCUUCAUUUAUUGUUUUAAAUACAACACCCUGUGUUGAAAAUGCUAUUUUCGGUGUACCAGAACAUGGAAUACAUUUAACUAACAAUAUGAAAAAUGUUUUUGCUUUUGCUUCAUUAUUUUCAAGAAGGAGAAUAUUGUUAGAAUGGAAGUCAAAAAACCCACUGAAGAUUUCAAUGUGGAUUUGUGAUUUUAUUUUAUUUUUAAAACUAGAAAAAAUAAAAUAUCUCAAAAAAGGAUCCAUUCAAAAAUUUUAUAAAAUCUGGAAACCUAUGAUUGCAUAUUUUGAAAAGAUGAAGACCCUACCUUCUAACUAGAGGCCAUCUAACUCUAAUACACUUGAACAUGUUUUAGUAUGAACGUAAGUGUUUCAUGGUUGUAUAUGUUUGUAUCGACCACAAUUAUAAUAGAGUUUAAUUUAAUUAUGUACUUUUAUCUAGUUAUUAUUUGUAACUUAUAUUUUCUUACAAUAAUAUUGUUCUUUUGUUAAAGUAAAAGCUACUUUAAUUUUUUGUAAUGUUUUUUUUUUUGUUUGUUUGUUUCAUUUAUUUAUUUUUCAUUUAUUUAUUUUUAAGAGGAGAAAAAAAUAACUAUUUGUAUGAAGCUUUGUGUUAAUACUUUGAAAAAUUUUAUAAAUAAAGGUAUUAAAAAAAAAAAAAAGAACUGCAAGGUAGUAUUUAGAUGAGUGAAUUUACCAGUUUAUAAUGCAUUUAUUAAUUGUGUAGCGACAUUAUUUCUCUGCUGAUUAUUUUCAGUAAUGUUUCCAUGGACCUCGUUGAUGGUGUGAAUGUGUUGUAAAGGUGUAUGUAAAGGUGUAAUUGGUUACUUGAUAUUGAGCAACACAUGUAUGUGCUUAUAACACUGUCACUGAGCCAAUAAUUAUGCUGCUUUUGAUGAACGGUGGUCUAACGUGAAUUAUAUCAGUGUAAAGCUUAAUUACAAACAUCCAAAUGCUAUUUCAUACAUUUUACAGUAUAUUUGACAUGUGUAAUCCAUGUAUCCUUUUAAAAGACCUAAUGUGUCCAUCAAUAUGUUUCUCUUUUACUUCCAGUGAAGAGACGUCUCCUCCACACCCAGACCAUGAAUAUGCUGCACUGCCUCCCUCACUUGAAGAUCAACUUGAGGAAGUUCGCAAGAAGUGUUAAUAGCAGAGCUUCAACAAAAACAGUUUAUGGUGUAAAAUUUUCAGGGUGAUGAUAAACAGGUUAAGGCAGGGAUUUCCUGAGCAGGACCUUGCAACCCGUUUCCAUAUAUCACAGUCAACAGUAAGCAGGAUCUGUGUGACCUGGGUCAACUUUUUGUACUUUAUGUUGGGAAUACUUCCAAUUUGGCCUUCAAGGAAAACUGUGGAUGAACUUAUGCCAGAUUGUUUUAAAUGCACGUUCCCAGGUACUAGAGUUAUAUUGGAUUGCACAGAAAUACAUGUACAGAAACCUAGCUUCAAGGUCCUUAACUUAGUGACUUACUCUCACUACAAAGUCAUUAGGCGGAUUGAAGAGUACCAUAUAUUUGAUAAAGUGUUAACCCGUGACACUGGUGGUCUCCAUUAACCAACUGUGGGUCGUUUGUGCCCUUUUGACUAAUUUCCAAGGUCCUCUCUAUUGAAAUUGUAAUGUAAAUAUCUACAACUGUAAUGUUAAUAUCCACAAAUAUAUUCAAACCUUGUUGAAGACGUGCUAAUCUUUUUAUUAAUGUGUACAAAACCUUAGUACACUAUGGGUUCAAAAGUACUAUAAGUAGUAUCUAAAUACAUUUUCUAAAUACAGAGAUACUAUAUUAAAAGCAUAUUUUAGUUCAUAUUUCAUGCUGUCUCAAAAUAGCACAUUUGAGUACACUUAGAUGUUCUUAAGAUGAUCUUAAGUAGUACUAAAGAAGAAUUUUAGUCUAUUAAGUAGAAAAUUAGUGCGCGAAAAUAGAGCACUUUAAGUACAUUAUAGAAAUGUACUUUUUUUCACCUGGGUAGUUUACAAAUCUAUUAGCAUGAACAAUAACACACCAGUUAAAGUAAACAAGACACAAUUAUUUGGGUGAAAUGAUUUAGCCUUAGAAAGUCAGCAGAAGGGUAAAUGUUUAAAAUUAAUCUCUUUUGCUUCAGAUUUCUGGGAAUUCAAAUGUAAAAUCAUGAUAAGUGAGGUUUUUCACCUUUUGUCUUUAAUGGCUCUUGCUGCUUCUGCCUCAUUACUUUAAUUGGUGUCAUUGUUCAUGCUAAUCAAUAGCUGGGUUAAGUGUGAAUGCAAUUGAUGAAGGUGUGAAUCCUGAUGUUUAUGAUAAUGAGUGCUAUAGUUGUGCUGAUUGGAUUAGAGCUGGUGAAAGUUACUAUAACUGCUUACAUCCUUUACAUUCUUUGUUUGCUUUAUCUUCACCUGUAAGGACGGCCCCCUGAAAUCUGUAUAAAACCUCAAUGUUUCACUGCUUUAGUCACACUUGAUGAAUGCAGCACUACUGGUGAAGCAACUGAGAUCCACGUGACACUAUUGUAAAGAUGGCAUUUAUUAAAGUGGAGAUUGAGAGUAAAGACGUGAAGUUUGAAGAAUCAUUCAGAGUGAAACAUGAAGACAUGAAGACUGAAGAAAUAUUCAGAGUUAAACAGGAAGAUGUGAAGACUGAAGAAACGUUCAGAGUGAAACAUGAAAAUCCUGAGGAACAAAGAG